Quercus robur (English oak) is the source of this 2234-nucleotide messenger RNA. Its product is annotated as ankyrin repeat-containing protein ITN1-like. Bases 92 to 2044 code for a protein of 650 amino acids. The transcript has 5 exons. Gene Ontology annotation, molecular function: protein binding. The record is from RefSeq and is a predicted model, not a curated record. NCBI's taxonomy places the organism in Eukaryota, Viridiplantae, Streptophyta, Magnoliopsida, Fagales, Fagaceae.
CAGUCUAUAAAAGAAAGUUCGAUCACAAAUGAUGGUAUCCGACACAACCAAUCUACAUAGCUUACAGAGGUGGAGAGGGAGAGAUUGAAAAAUGCUCCAACAAGUUAACACACCUCAAUCGAUACGAUGCAUGUCAGAAAAGAACAGUUUAAAUGCGCUAGUGUACAAUGCUCUGCGGAGAGAAGACGAGGAAACGGUGAUAAAGCUGUGUGAAGAUUUUGAGGAGCACGGACUACACAUAUUGACUAUACAUGAUGACACAGUGCUCCAGGCGGCCACUUACGCCAAGAAACCUAGCUUGGUACUGAGACUUCUACAAGACUUGCCUGAUCGCCAUCUUGAUAAACUGACUCGCCAAAACCUUGCUGGAAACUCUAUCCUCCACGAGGCCGCCAUAUCCAAUAUCGCAAUAGAGGUGGCAAAGAGUGUGUUGGAGAAAGCUCCAGGAUUGUUAUGCAUGCGUAACAACCUUGGAGAGACAGCUCUUUUCCGGACCGCCCGUUAUGGCAAGCAGGGCAUGUACGACUUUCUAGCCAAAAAAAUCUCUGGUUACGAUGAAGCCAGUCAGAAAGUCUUCCUGCAGAGGAGAGAUAAGACCACUAUUCUACACAUGGCCAUCCUUUCAGAGAACUUCGAGUUGGCAUUUCAAAUUGCAAAGAAGUUCGGACAGUUAGUUCCUGAACGAGAUGCGGAUGGCAUGACUGGCCUUCAGCUUCUAUCAUGCAACCCUGGAGCUUUUCAGCAUGACAAUGAAAGGACAUUCUUCGAGAAAAUUGCCAAUUUUGUCUACUUAUAUUAUAAUCCAGUCAAACAGGAAAGUACUAAAACGCAGGCGGAAAUAUAUAAAUCAGCUUUGCAGCUUGCCGAGUUCCUAAUAGAAGGAGACAGUUCAUGGGAAACUACCUAUCCUGGAACAGACCAAAGUAAACCUGUCCUCCACAAGUAUGGUAGUGGUCAUACAACAGAGAAGAAAGUUGGAGAAGGAACGGCCAUGAGUUCUCUUGGGCUAGAGGAAGGGGCAGCGAAAACCCAGGAAGGGGCAACAAAAACUCCUUUGUUCUUAGCAACUAGAUCAGGUUGUUUUGAGAUUGUUGAAAAAAUACUCAAAUUAUACCCCCAGGCAGUUGAGCAUAUUGAUGAAAGAGGGCGAAACAUAUUGCAUAUAGCAAUCAAAUAUCGGCAAUUAAAUAUUUUUGAGCUUGUAAAAAAUAUGGAGUUACCAAUGAGGAGGCUAACACGAAAAAUUGAUGAAGAUGGGAAUUCCAUACUACAUACAGUUGGGAAAAAAAGUGACGAUUAUGUGCCUGAGAAGAUGCAAGGUCCUGCACUUGAAUUGCAAGACGAGUUGCGUUGGUUUGAGCGUGUGAAGAGUGUUACGCCACCCCAUUUCCUUCACCACCGCAACAAUCAAAAGUUGACAGCAGAGGGACUAUUUGAUGAAACAAAUAAAGAACUCCGAGAGAAAGGCAAAGAAUGGAUAAAGCGCACUGCCGAAGGAUGUUCAGUUGUGGCAGUUCUCAUUGCUACUGUUGCCUUUGCUGCAGCCUAUACAAUACCUGGAGGCUCGAAUGAUAUGACCGGUAUCCCACUCUUCCUCAAUCAACCUUUCUUCGUGGUUUUCACUGUGGCGGACGUACUAUCAAUUUCAUUUGCUCUGACAUCAGUGGUUGUAUUUCUUGCAAUCAUCGCCUCACCAUUCCGAUUUGCAGACUUUAGACAUUCUCUUCCUAAUAAGUUGACGUUUGGCUUAACUUUAUUGUUCCUUUCCGUCUCCAUGAUGAUGCUAUCAUUUGCAGCGACCGUUCUUCUCAUGAUAAAGAACGGGGAAGGGUGGACAAAAGUGCUCCUAUAUGCCAUGUCUUUCAUGCCAGUUGGGCUCUUUGCACUUUCAUAUUUCCCUCUCUACCUAGCACUGUCAAAAUCCUACAAGUACUUGCUCAAUAAGGCAUGGCAAGUAAUUUCUCAGAGUCCUUUAUCUAGGGGGACCAAAACGUUCCAUCAAACCUCCAAUUCCCCAUAUCCACAGUACACCGUGUCCGUUUGAGAGAGAUAUUACGUUAAGCUUUUGGAUUACUUGUUGCCUACAGGAAUUUCCUAUAAAUGAAAGUGACACAACAUGAGCUACCAAUAAUUUAUUUUAUUUUAUUUAAAUGUUGAAUACUAUAUCAAGAAAGCUAUGUAAUAAAUGUUUGUAUCUCAAAUAUAGUGCAUCUUAAAAUUAUGUGUUGAAUAAA